AUAUGGUCAAAGGCAGCGGCGGGCGGCGCGCUCUGCCGGCGCUUCCUGCUCCGCUGAGCUCCGCGCCGCUCGCAGCAGCAGGGCGAGGCCGAUCCGCCCGCGCGCCCCGCCGCUGCCGUUAACAAGUGGGCGAAGAUGCCGUACGAGAUCAAGAAGGUGUUCGCCAGCCUCCCCCAGGUGGAGCGGGGCGUCUCCAAGAUCCUCGGAGGGGAUCCCAAAGGCAACAGCUUUCUGUACGCCAACGGGAAGUGCGUCGUCAUCAGGAACAUCGACAAUCCAGCAAUUGCAGACAUCUACACCGAGCAUGCCCAUCAAGUAGUGGUUGCCAAGUAUGCACCCAGUGGAUUCUACAUAGCAUCUGGAGAUGUCUCUGGAAAGCUUAGAAUCUGGGAUACCACACAGAAGGAACACUUACUGAAGUAUGAAUAUCAGCCUUUUGCAGGAAAAAUAAAGGAUAUUGCUUGGACUGAAGACAGCAAGAGGAUUGCAGUUGUUGGAGAAGGACGAGAAAAAUUUGGAGCUGUGUUCCUGUGGGAUUCUGGCUCUUCAGUAGGAGAGAUCACUGGGCACAACAAAGUGAUCAAUAGUGUGGAUUUAAAGCAAACAAGGCCUUACCGACUGGCAACUGGCAGUGAUGACAACUGUGCUGCAUUCUUUGAGGGACCACCAUUCAAAUUCAAGUUUACAAUAAGUGACCACACCCGCUUUGUGAACUGUGUGAGGUUCUCUCCUGAUGGGAACAGGUUUGCUACAGCUAGUGCAGAUGGCCAGAUUUUUAUUUACGAUGGAAAGACUGGAGAGAAAAUUUGUUGUCUGGGUGGAAAUAAAGCACAUGAUGGAGGAAUUUAUGCUAUUAGCUGGAGUCCUGACAGCAGCCAGUUACUUUCUGCUUCUGGAGAUAAAACUUCUAAAAUUUGGGAUGUUGGUGCUAACUCUGUAGUCAACACAUUUAACAUGGGAUCAAAUGUUCUGGAUCAGCAGUUGGGUUGCUUGUGGCAAAAAGACCAUUUGCUGAGCGUCUCCCUCUCUGGCUACAUCAACUAUUUGGAUAAGAACAAUCCAAGUAAGCCUUUACGUGUCAUAAAGGGUCACAGUAAAUCAAUUCAGUGUCUCACAGUGCAUAAAAAUGGUGGUAAAUCCUAUAUUUACUCUGGAAGUCAUGAUGGACAUAUUAAUUAUUGGGAUUCUGAAACUGGAGAGAAUGAUGGCUUUUUUGGGAAAGGCCAUACAAACCAGGUUUCUAGGAUGGCUGUAGACGAGAUGGAUCAGCUGGUCAGUUGCAGUAUGGAUGACACUGUGCGUUACACCAGCCUCAGCAAGAAAGACUACAGUGGUCUGGAUGCUAUAAAAAUGGAUGUUCAACCAAAAUGUUUAGCUGUUGGUCCUGGUGGAUAUACAGUAGUUGUAUGCAUUGGACAAAUCAUCUUGAUGAAGGAUAAGAAGAAAUGUUUUGUAAUCGAUGAUCCUGGUUACGAGCCAGAAGCUGUAGCAGUUCAGCCAGGAGGCAGUACUGUAGCCGUGGGAGGAUUGGAUGGAAAUGUCCACUUAUAUUCAAUCCAAGGAAUGUCCUUGAAAAAUGCUGAGAGGACUUUGGAAGCUAAAGGUCCUGUGACUGACCUGGCAUAUUCUCAUGAUGGUGCCUUUCUUGCAGUUUGUGAUGCAAACAAAGUUGUUACUGUCUUCAGUGUUGCUGAUGGCUAUGCGGAACACAAUGUAUUUUAUGGACACCACGCAAAAAUUGUUUGCAUUGCUUGGUCACCAGACAAUGAGCAUUUUGCUUCUGGAGGUAUGGAUAUGAUGGUGUAUGUUUGGACCUUAAGUGACGCAGAGACUAGCAUCAAGAUACCAGAUGCUCAUAGAUUACAUCAUGUAAGCAGCUUGGCAUGGCUAGAUGAACAUACCCUGAUAACAACAUCCCAUGAUGCUUCUGUCAAAGAGUGGUCUAUCUCCUACAAAUGAACAUAAACUCUGUCUUUUGGAAGGACCUAAUCAGGGAUUAGAACUACUGCAGUGGAACAUAGCAUUUCUCUUAACAAAUCUGUAAUGGCCUCUGGGUCUUCUAUCAUAUCCUCAUAUCUUUACAGGGUGUUCAUAUCUGUAAUUAAAUGUACUUUGAAAGCUUUAGCCAGUAACAGUUUGCACAUGAAAAGCACUUAACUUAUGUCUGGAGCUUAUCCUUUGUGCUGAACAUUCCAGAGGCAACAGCCUAGCAAGUUGGCGUGAACGAUUCAAACCUGACCAGUUCUUUUCUAACAAAGAAUACAUGAAAUUGUACAGCAUGAGAGAGGGACUUCUCAUUUUUCUAAUUGCAGAACAUUUCUGUACUAACGGUCAUAGUAAAAAUAUUUAGUUGUGAUCCAAAAGAAAUCAAUCUGUGUGCAGCUACUGUAUAUUGCUUUGCUUGUCUGUACUGCACCAAACUGUUGCCUCAGAUUUCCUCCUCCAGAUAAUGAAGUGGGGUACAUGCAUAAUAAACUUUUUAUGUAUUUCAUGUCAACUUCUGUGAUUAUUUUAGGAUGAUAAUGUGGGAUUUUGAUGUACUUACUGUUGUGGGUUUAAUGUUUACAAACAACUAUCAUGGUGUUUUCUUCAGAAACAUCCGUUACCUUAUGAACAACUGAGUGGUCAUUUCAGUGUCGGGAGAAAAUUAAAUUUCUGCUUUUAAAGAUAUAUGUUUUGUUUCAUAAGGAGAAGAAUCAAGUUAUUGUAAACACAUUCACAGUAAUUAUAACACUUUUAAAGGUACAGGAAUUAAAUUAAGUGAAGCAUUGUUACGACGUGAUUUUUGCAAACAAAGCAAUUUAAGUAGUGCUGAAUAUUACUUCUACAAUAGCAGAACCCAAUUACAGUGAAGCUGUUUUAACAAGCCAUUCAGAUUAAUUACUCCUUACAUUUUUUUUUUAUUUUUUUUUUUUUCCCCUUCCUCACAAUCCACUGUCAAGUUUUUUAAUUUCAAUGACUUGAAGUUUUAGGGUAUGGAAGAGCAGAGGAAAAAGACAGUUGCUAUGGAAAGGUAGGUAGGUAGAUGACUAGAUCUUGUGACCAAAGAAGAAGCUGCCACUGCCCAAAGGUUUCGAGUAUUAAAAGGACAUUUUUUCCUGAGUCAUGUUUUGUAUUUUAAAGGGAUUUUUUUGUUUUAAUACUCUCUCUUAUCUCGUGAUUUCAGCUUGUUAGAGUGUUUCCCUUUUUAUCUGAAUGGGAAUAUUUGUUACUUUAGCCAAUCAGUGUCCUUAAUGACUCCUGAUAGACAUCAGAUUUAAAAAUUCUGUUCCUGCUUGCAUACUGGCCUCUGUCCAGUUAGUUACCUUUAUACUUUUGGAUAUUAAAGGGCUUGAUGUGGCAUCUUUUAAAAUUAUACUUUAAAUUUCCAUACAAGUUUAAACUUUUGAAACCUACAAGAAUUCCUAUCCAACUCGCUCAUUGUUAACUUGAGGUAAACUUUCACCAAAGUGAAGUUUUUUCUUUUGUGUAAUUCUUUAUUGGACCCUCUGCACUGCUCCUUAUUUUUCGUAAUAUUCAUGUAUGUAAAAUUUAAAGGGCAAAAGGGUGGAGGAUUUGAGGAUAUGUAUAUCUGAAAUAAAGAAUGUUGAACAAG
This is a messenger RNA of Alligator mississippiensis (American alligator), 3595 nucleotides long. It is a transcript of the gene WDR1, whose product is annotated as WD repeat domain 1. The record is from RefSeq and is a predicted model, not a curated record. Gene Ontology annotation, biological process: actin filament depolymerization; locomotion; positive regulation of actin filament depolymerization. Gene Ontology annotation, cellular component: cortical actin cytoskeleton. Bases 136 to 1959 code for a protein of 607 amino acids. Gene Ontology annotation, molecular function: actin filament binding. The transcript has 15 exons. Lineage: Eukaryota; Metazoa; Chordata; Crocodylia; Alligatoridae.